AUGUCUGCCAAGGCAGUAACGAAAUACAGUUCUGGGUAUUCUCCAGACGAGCAUAAGCAGAAGUCCGUUUCUGAAAAUUCAGUUUCCGUUACACCAUUUGUAUCGGCCUCUAGUUCCUCUAGUUCUUCUGCUUCUUCUGCUUCAUCAGCCUGGAAUAUUAUCAAAAAUCCUUCAAGCGGUAGAACGCGAAUAGGUCAGGCCUGCGAUCGUUGUCGAGCUAGGAAGAUUAAGUGCAGCGGUAAAUCUGAGACGAAUCCGCGUUGUACCAACUGCGAGAAAGAUGGCUUUCAGUGUAUUGUUUCUGAUAAAUUAACGAGAAAUUCUUUUCCCAAGGGGUAUACCAAGAACUUGGAGAAGAAAUUAUUGGAAGUGGAGCUUGAUCGUAAUAAGCUUUCUCUUAAGUUAAAAGACGCAAGGAAGAUGCUUUUCGAGUUGCAGGAUAAGGUUUCUUCUUGUAACCAUCAAGAUAAUUAUGAUGAAAAGAAGAAAUUGUCUGACGUUGGAGGCAGCGUCAAGAACUUUGAUGACCAGCCAAAAGAUAUGCAAUUAUUGGAGCCCAAAGCAAGAGACACUCAUAUAACUUCUUGUUCAGCCCUUCUCGACACUUUCCAAACAGACUGUAAUGGUCUAUUAGUCUUGGAUCAGUUUAUGGUUCUUCCUUUUGAUAAGUUUUUGACUAAGCUUCAAAUCCACUGUUUUAAUGGUUAUGAGAUGAGUUCUGAAUCCCAAUCAGAAUCUUCCAAAGUCGGAAGAAGCAUCGAUUCUGUUCAAAUUCGAGGUCACGAAGAUGCUACCAGUGAUUUUACUUCUCUCUCAAAGACUUCUUAUUCUUCGCCACAGAAGAGUGUGGAUAAACCUUACGGCGAUGAAAAUGAUCCGGAGAUGAAUGUCUUAAUGAAUUAUCACAUGAACUUAAAUCGCUACCUCAAUUUGAUUCUCUACAAAUUGAUCCUCCCUUCGUUCUCUGCUGGUACUUCCGAGGGUAAGGGUAAGUUCAGCUCCAACAAAAAUGGAGAGAAAAAUUUAGACCAUCUUAUCUGGCUAUUCUUCAAUGUAUACAACAAGUUGAUCCCUAUUUUGGAUUUCGAGUUAUUUUACAAUGAUUAUCUCACAUUCAUCAACAAAUACACACUAAAGAAUUCCACCUAUGUUGAAAAUGGUGAGACCAAGAAAAGAUACUAUGAUUUCUCGUCUAAGGAGCAGGAUCUCCUAGUGAAGUUAAUUCUUAUUCUUAAAUUCACUAUCGCCCAACCAAAGGGUUCUGGCUUGUCUUCUAUUCCUGAUGGUAAAUCAUUUAAUCAGUUAGACGAGUCUCUCAAAUUGAUCAACUUGAAGAAUUUGAAGUUGAUGUUCCGCAAUAUGAACUUCACUCUUGAUUUAACCAUGGAUAGGUUGGAAGUUGGUCUCAUGCUAUUCUACUACCUUAUUAAGUUCGAAAACUAUAAUGUGUGUCCGAUGUCCAAGAUGCACACUAGCGAGCAGCGUUUCAAAUCCAAUUUUUUGAGGGAUGUGGCUCUGCUUUGUCUCUCUUUAAAGGACUCGCUUCACUUUAACAGGGAUGUCAGCCAUCUGUCGUUAGCUAGAAAAAACGGUGUGAACCAUCAAAUUAUCAAAAUUCAAAGAUUAAAGAUAUACUGGGAUUUCCGCAUUCUUAUUGGUCUUGCGGAGGUUUAUUUUAAUAUUGAUUUCGAUAGCAUUACACCUGAAAGGGAAUCCGUUGAGAUGAGACCUCAGAGUCUAGAAAGCAUUCGGUUUGUCAGUCCUGACAUUGAAGUAACCUUGCAGUUGGUAAAUUUGCUGGAUAUUACUCCGAAGAAUAUUCUUGAGCUCUGUGUAAAGAAUGAAGAGGCCGCCUUAGAAAGCUAUGACCAAAGAUUGAAAGAUUGGAUUUCGGAAGUGAACUCUCUGCAGGAAGACGAGAACGUCUCAGUAUUUAACAAGUUGAAGACAUACUAUUACUAUUUCAAGAUAGUCAUUCAUUUGAAUAAGGGUGGAGACGCAUUAGUGGAUGCCUGUUCUGGUUUUAUAGAUACCGCCUAUGAACUUAUCUAUACAGGCAAAAAUACCGAAGUGUCUGUGGAGAAUGCUGAAGGACUCAGUCAACAUAGUUUCAAUUUUCAUCUCAUGUGUAUGGUCUCGAUAAUAAUGUUGGGUAAGGGAAACUCAAAAUCCCGGGAUUUGAGUAUCAAAUUGCUGAGGAUCUCUCAAUUGUAUCAGCUUCUUAUAUCAAUCAAAGAUGUGGAGCCGAUUAUAUGCGAUCUUACAAAGUAUGUCUCGGAUAAUGUGGCUCUUAACACCAGCAGUGAUACUAUCUCUCAUGAUAUGUUGGGGCUCUUUUCAUACUCUAUGACUCCAUCCUCGUCGUCAUCGUCUUCUCUAUUUGCAAAAAAUACUCCUGUGCCACCAGGGAAUUCUCACUUCAGUGACUCCAAUAAGGAUAUGGAUUCCGAAAUGGCUUUCGAUUUGUCAGCCUUCAAAAUGUCAUCGGACUCCCGUUUCAUGCCUGCGAAGGAAAAUCCAUAUAAAAGGACAAAGAGAAGUCAAUCCCCAACUUCUUCUAUCAGUGCUGUGUCUUCCGGGAAUUCUUCGGGAUCUUCGAAGAGGCUUUCUGUCUGCUCAAACGAUACUACGGUUACUCCGGUGCCAUUAUUGUUUCCGUCAUUAGCACCACGUGUUCCAAAGAGCUUAUCAUCUGUAUCGUCGGAAUCAAAUGCUGCACAGAAAAGACGCCGACCAUACUUUGACGAUGCUCCGGCCUCAGGUCGGCUGACCCAUUCUGAAGAACUCUCUCAUGCCACGAAAGUUAGAUCGAUGUCAAUUGAUUCCGGAAUUUUGCCUAGUAGUAAGGCGGCACCAGCCGACGUUACUAUGGCAGCUUUCUCAAGAUCUGCUUCUGAAUGUGGAACUAAUAACCAUGAACCCGGAUUAUCUAUUCCACAUUCAUUUUCCAACCUUUUCAAUGAAUUCAACUUAAGCAUGGCUUCUGAUGAGGAUAUGGACUUCAUUCAAAAAUCUACUUCCAAUGAACGGUCUACUCUUCCUACGAUUCCUUCAGAAUCAAACCUUGAGGAAUCGAUUGUUCAAGGUUCCGGAAGCUUGUUUCCAUCAGAUAUGGACGCGAACACUUUCGGUGGGCAGAGCGAUCUUGGCAAAAAACAAGGUAUGGCGUUCAAAGACAACGAGGAUCUUAAUCGCUUGAGAAGACGUGUGCUUAAUAUGAGGGCUUCUAUGACCAGUUGA
Molecule: messenger RNA, 3240 nt
Organism: Brettanomyces nanus
Lineage: Eukaryota; Fungi; Ascomycota; Pichiomycetes; Pichiales; Pichiaceae
Exons: 1
Coding region: 1-3240 (1079 amino acids)
Biological process (GO): positive regulation of transcription by RNA polymerase II
Molecular function (GO): DNA-binding transcription factor activity, RNA polymerase II-specific; zinc ion binding; sequence-specific DNA binding
Source: RefSeq, a predicted model, not a curated record